Papaver somniferum (opium poppy) is the source of this 1207-nucleotide messenger RNA. RefSeq names its product expansin-B18-like. The transcript is spliced from 6 exons. The record is from RefSeq and is a predicted model, not a curated record. Gene Ontology annotation, biological process: sexual reproduction. Bases 175 to 1065 code for a protein of 296 amino acids. Gene Ontology annotation, cellular component: extracellular region. Lineage: Eukaryota; Viridiplantae; Streptophyta; Magnoliopsida; Ranunculales; Papaveraceae.
UAUCACGAAUGUUAGGUUUUCAUCUCUUCCACAUUUCCCCCCUUUUCAGUUUACUCCUAAUCCUACCACCACCUCUUCUUCUUCUUCAGCUGUUACCAUUUGAGCUUAGAUUCACACAUCAAUGCUUGUGAUUCUCCUCUAAUCUCUCACUUUCUGGACCUACAUUUCGCGGGAAUGACAAAUUCAUACUCAGAUGACGACGACUCAUCUCAGUCGGAAAAUGAGAAAAGGAGAGUUUUGAUUCGGAUAAGUGUGAUACUCGGUGUAAUGUUCUUAAUCAUAUUGGGUUGCGUACUCUGGAAGAACAACAACAAAAAACAACCACAAGGUGGCAGUUCUGGUGGUGGUUCUGGAGGUGGUUCUGGUGGUGGUUCCAUAACACCAGGAUUACCCGUAGCUACGUGGUACGGAGAUCCAAAUGGUGCUGGUAGUGAUGGUGGUGCUUGUGGUUACGGGAAUGCAGUAGGGCGACCACCUUUCUCUUCAAUGAUAUCAGCCGGUGGCCCUUCUCUUUAUAAGUCUGGAAAAGGUUGUGGUAGCUGUUAUCAGGUAAAAUGUUCGGGACAUUCAUCAUGUUCAGGAAAUCCAGUAACUGUAGCGAUUACAGACGAGUGCCCAGGUUGUUCAGAAUCAACCCAUUUUGAUUUGAGCGGUACAGCCUUUGGAGCCAUGGCCAUUUCUGGCCAAGAGCAACAAUUGCGCAGUGCUGGCGUUCUGCAGAUACAAUAUCAACGAGUAGAAUGCAACUAUCCAGGCACAAAUAUUGUGUUUCAGGUUGAUGGUGGUUCAAACCCUUACUAUUUUGCUACAUUGGUUGAAUAUGAAGACGGAGAUGGCGAUAUUGCUACUAUCGAUCUUCAAGAUAGUUCAGCUUCGGCUGAUUGGCGACCAAUGCAGCAGUUGUGGGGUGCUGUAUGGAAGUUAAAUUCAGGUUCCGCACUGAGAGGUCCAUUAUCUCUACGUCUUAAGUCCUCUAAGGGGGAGAUGCUUGUAGCAUUAAAUGUCAUUCCAGCAGGGUGGGGUGCUGGUGUGACCUAUCGGUCAAUCGUCAAUUUUAAUGAAUAGCUGUUAUAUGUAGUUCGUUAGUGACUAGCAAUUAUCCGUAGUUUCUUAGUUUUUAUUGUACUAGUGACUGGCCCCUGCGCUGCAAGGUUUUGUAUAUUACUGUUAAAAGAAGAGAGGUAACCAAAUGACAUCUUUUACUGAA